CGUUGGAGAGCCCCAUGGUGAUGCUGCCGCUGGAGGCCGACCGCCAGGAGAUGCGCAUCCUCAAGGUGUGCUUCUACAGCAACAGCUUCAACAUGGGCAAGAACUUCAAGCUGGUGAAGUGCCCCGUGACGACGGAGAUCCGGGAGGUGAUCAAGUCCAUCCUGGUGAGCGGCCGCAUCGGGCCUGACAUCAAGCUGGCCGAGUGCUACGGGCUCCGCUUGAAGCACGUCAAGUCGGAUGAGAUCCACUGGCUGCACCCGGACCUGACGGUGGGCGAAGUGCAGGAGAAGUACGAGUGUCUGCACCUGGAGGCCGAGUGGAGGUACGAUCUCCAAAUCCGGUAUCUCCCGGAGGAUUACAUGGAGCGCUUCAAGGAAGACAGGACCACGCUGCUCUACUUCUACCAGCAGCUCCGCAGCGAGUACAUGCAGAAUUACGCCAGCAAGGUGAGCGAAGGCAUGGCCUUGCAGCUGGGCUGCCUCGAGCUCAGGAGGUUUUACAAGGACAUGCCUCAGAAUGCCCUGGAUAAGAAGUCCAACUUUGAGUUCCUGGAGAAGGAGGUGGGCCUGGACCUGUUCUUCCCCAGCCAGAUGCAGGAGAAUCUGAAGGUGAGGGGUUUGCGUCCAGGUGCGUGUGUACGUGGAUGUGUGUGUUCGUGUCUAAACAUGUGUAUGCCCAAGUCUGCGUGCACAUGUGCAAGCAAGUGCAAGCGGGUCUGGUGUGAGCCGAUGUCCGGGAAGCUGAAGUUUGCUGAACCCCUUUGGAGUGAGGAGGAGGUAAAAGACUACUGCCACGGUCUUCCCUCGGGCUGCCUUGUGUUGCACCCUCUGCCAGGCCCCUCUCUGAGCCAGCACCUCUCCAAAUCUCUCCUUAAAAGUGAUUUUUCCCGGGUGUCCCACACUCAUCAUGGCAGGUGGGGAGGGAGCUGGUUCCAGAGGGACACCCCCCAAAUUUGUGUCCUCCUUCUGCCUCCCUCGCAGCAAGGGUGGAACAUCACUGUGGACCUGGUCAUCGGGCCCAAGGGCAUCCGGCAGAUGACGAGCAAGGAGGCCAAGCCCACCUGCUUGGCUGAGUUCAAGCACAUCAAGUCCAUCAAGUGCUCGAGCGUGGAGGAAGGCAGGGCCGUGCUGCAGCUGGGGCUUGCGGGCACCCCCCAGUCCCUGGCUAUCAAGACAUCCUCUCUGGCUGAGGCAGAGAACAUGGCCGACCUCAUAGACGGCUACUGCCGGCUGCAAGGGGACCUGGAAACCUCCCUCCUUGUCUUCCCCCGCAAAGAGAAGGAGAAGAGGAUCAGCCUGCCGCAGAUCCCGACCCAGCACAUAGAGGAGAGAAAGUCCAUGUUAUCAGACAGCAUAAGCAUGGAAUCUGAUAUUUAUGCUGAAAUCCCUGAUGAGUCCUCAAGGCCAAGGUCUGGAGCCCAGUACUAUGGGAUCUCCCGGGAGGACAUCACACUGGGCAGGAUCCUUGGAGAAGGCUUCUUCGGAGAGGUGUAUGAGGGCAUCUACACCAACUCAAAGGGGGAGCGGGUCAAUGUGGCUGUGAAGACUUGCAAGAAGGACUGCAGCCCGGAGAACAAGGACAAGUUCCUGAGUGAAGCGGUGCUGAUGAAGAAGCUGGACCACCCCCAUAUCGUAAAGCUCAUUGGCAUCGCGGAAGAGGAGCCCACCUGGAUUAUUAUGGAGCUCUACCCCUAUGGAGAACUGGGGCAGUACCUCGAGCAGAACAAGCACUUGCUGGCUGUGCCAACCCUCAUCCUGUAUGCGCUGCAGAUCAGCAAAGCCCUGGCUUACCUGGAGGCCAUCAACUGUGUGCACAGGGAUAUUGCGGUGAGGAAUAUCCUGGUGGCCUCGCCAGAGUGUGUGAAGCUGGGUGACUUUGGGCUCUCCAGAUACAUCGAGGAAGAGGAAUACUAUAAAGCAUCCGUGACCCGUCUCCCCAUCAAGUGGAUGUCACCGGAGUCCAUCAACUUCCGCCGCUUCACAACAGCCAGCGAUGUGUGGAUGUUUGCUGUGUGCAUGUGGGAGAUCCUGAGCUACGGCAAGCAGCCCUUCUUCUGGCUUGAGAACAAGGACGUGAUCGGAGUGCUGGAGAAGGGUGACCGCCUGCCCAAGCCUGACCUCUGCCCGCCCAUCCUCUACACCCUCAUGACGCGCUGCUGGGAUUACGACCCCAGUGAAAGGCCCAAGUUCAAGGAGCUGGUCUGCAGCUUGAGCGACAUUUACCUGAUGGAGAAGGAGCUUGCCAAGGAGCAGGAGAGGAAUAAUCGCCACCGGCCUCCCAAAAUCAUGGAGCCACCUUCGUUCCAAGAGCCGCCACCAAAGCCCAGCAGACCCAAAUAUAAACCACCACCCCAGAACAACCUCCUGGCUCCCAAGCUGCAGUUCCAGGUGCCUGAGGGUCUGUGUGCCAGCUCACCCACGCUCACCAGCCCCGUUGAGUACCAGUCGCCGGCCAGCUCCCUGCACACCCCACCGCUCAACCGCCACAACGUCUUCAAGCGCCACAGCAUGAGGGAGGAAGAUUUCCUCCGGCCCAGCAGCAGGGAGGAGGCGCAGAAGCUCUGGGAGAUGGAGCGGCUCAAGAUGCGGCAGGUCCUGGACAAGCAGCAGAAGCAAAUGGUAGAGGAUUACCAGUGGCUGAGGCAGGAGGAGAAGUCACUGGACCCGACGGUGUUCAUGAACAACAACAUUCCUCCGCUGCUUCCAGAGAAGGAGACGGAUUACACGGAGUUCACGGGACCACCCCAGAAGCCUCCAAGACUCGGGGCACGGUCCAUCCACCCGGCCCCCACUGCCAACCUCGACCGCACGGACGACAUGGUGUACAGCAACGUCAUGGAGCUGGUGCAGUCUGUGCUGCAGCUCAAGAAUGAGAUCAGCCUCCUGCCCCCGGAGGGGUACAUCCUCGUGGUGAAGAACGUGGGCCUGUCCCUCCGGAAGCUGAUCGGCAGCGUCGAUGAGAUCCUGCCGGUUCUGCCCGCCGCCUCGCGCACUGAGAUUGAGGGAACCCAGAAGCUGCUGAACAAGGACUUGGCUGACCUCAUCAACAAGAUGCGCCUGGCCCAGCAGAAUGCCGUCACCUCGCUGAGCGAGGAGUGCAAGCGGCAGAUGCUCACAGCCUCCCACACGCUGGCCGUGGACGCCAAGAACCUCCUCGACGCCGUGGACCAAGCCAAGGUCCAGGCCAACCUGGUGAAGCUGUGCUUGGAGUGAGAGAAGGGGCAGAGAGAGGGAAGGAGAAGGGUGGAGGAGAGAAGGAGAGAGCGUGCGCUCCCGUUGGCAGAGAUGGGAGGAGAGCGUUGCGGAAGAGCUGGCUUUUGUGCAUCUCCUGUGGCCUCACCAUCCUGCCCUCCCCAUCCCCCCUCCUCCUGCAGCCGCUCGUGUCUUUAAUAUCACCUUAUCGAUCUUCUGAAGAAAGGUGGUGUCUGGUGACUUGUCCCUUGAAAGGGCUGGGGUGGCCCCGGCUAUCCCCAAGGGAGGCCAGCGAUCCUUCCAGCUUCAUGGGCGCCCUGCUCCCCGGCUGCUGGGGGAUCCGUGCGUCCGUUCCCCGGCCCCUCCAAGGCCAGCCGCAGGUGGCGUGUUGUGCUGGCGGCCUGGACCCAGCUCCUUGCCUUUUUACUUGGGGAGCCGGUGGGGACGGUGGCUGGGGGAGCUGGCUUCCCGGGAGCCCUGCGUGGCCGCCAGCUGCUCCUACGGGAUGGUGUGCGGGUCCCCGGGAUUGUUCAGAGCGACCACCAGUGGUGACCUGCAAAGGGACUGAUGCAUUUCCUUGUACAUUGUAUAGAAGAGAUUAUUUAAUGACAGUGUGUGGAUCUGCGCACCUCGCUGGGAGCAGUUCUCGCGCCCUUCCCUGGAGCGCGGGAAGGACAGGACCCUGCCGACCGCAGCCUUCAGUCACACAAACCGCCCAUGAGAACAGUAUAUCUCUCCAAGCUGCUCCAUGUAAGCAACAACAGCAAAGAAAUCUCUGUUCGGUUUGUGCUUGAGUUGGAAAUUGUAUGGUUCGGGCUUUUCCCCAGCAUCUUCCUACAACGCUGUUCGUUCUGGCUGAGAUAAACCAUGCACAAAGUCCA
Messenger RNA from Struthio camelus australis, 4072 nucleotides. The record is from RefSeq and is a predicted model, not a curated record. NCBI's taxonomy places the organism in Eukaryota, Metazoa, Chordata, Aves, Struthioniformes, Struthionidae.